Vitis vinifera (wine grape) is the source of this 811-nucleotide messenger RNA. Its product is annotated as snakin-1. The record is from RefSeq and is a predicted model, not a curated record. The transcript is spliced from 2 exons. Lineage: Eukaryota; Viridiplantae; Streptophyta; Magnoliopsida; Vitales; Vitaceae. Bases 16 to 510 code for a protein of 164 amino acids.
GGCCAAAACCACCUGAUGUGUGUCUGUGUUCCGCUGCUGAUACAAUUCUUUUAUUUAUUCCUACGUAACACUUUCCUAUACUCUCCCACCUGCCUUAUUCCCACUAUAAAUACCCUACACGAUUGGCUCCUCUCUCAACAACCCAUUGCUUUCCUUCAUUCCCAUUUUCUCACAUUCCCUCUUACUUCUGUGUGCUACUCUCUUCCACUCAUAUACACACAUUUUCAGGCGCAGUCGAGAAAGAUGAAGCCCCUCUUGGCAACUUUCCUGCUCGUCUUCCUUGUCCUUAGCUCCUCCUUCGUUCAGAACGCAAUGGCUGGUUCAAGCUUCUGCGACUCCAAGUGCGCGGCUAGGUGCUCUAAAGCAGGAAUGAAAGACAGGUGCUUGAAGUACUGCGGAAUCUGCUGCGAGGAGUGCAAAUGCGUUCCGUCCGGCACUUAUGGAAACAAGCACGAGUGCCCUUGCUACAAGGACAAGAAGAACUCCAAGGGCCAACCCAAGUGCCCUUAAAUUUCACCUUCAUAUCAAUGUGUCUCUCAGUUGGUGGGUAGGAGAUGGGAGUCAUGUACCCACUCAGGUUUUUCAUGGGGAUUAAAUUUAAUUAUAAAACCAUACUAUCUAUCUAGAUUAAUGCUUAAAGAUAUACUGGGUACUCAUGAAAAUAACUGAGGGCCUCUGCCUCAAGAGUUUGUGAAGUGGUUGUUGUAUGUCCACGGUUAUUGUAUGUUCUAGCUUGGUACCGCUUUGAUCUGAUUUCUGUUUUGUGUACUAAAGCUUUUGUUAUCUAUACAAUAACUAAUUCGUACUACUA